Messenger RNA from Oreochromis niloticus (Nile tilapia), 2440 nucleotides. RefSeq names its product serine palmitoyltransferase, long chain base subunit 3 (gene sptlc3). Lineage: Eukaryota; Metazoa; Chordata; Actinopteri; Cichliformes; Cichlidae. Gene Ontology annotation, molecular function: serine C-palmitoyltransferase activity; pyridoxal phosphate binding. Gene Ontology annotation, biological process: sphingosine biosynthetic process; ceramide biosynthetic process. Gene Ontology annotation, cellular component: serine palmitoyltransferase complex. The transcript has 12 exons. The record is from RefSeq and is a predicted model, not a curated record. The coding region runs from base 126 to 1775 and encodes 549 amino acids.
CAAGCUGAAACGUUUCAAAAGAGGCUUAACCGGCGCAAGAGAGAAGGAGGAAGUCACCUUUGGAAGUUGGGCACAGCACACCGGUUAUACCUGUCAGUCAGAGCUGAGCCCGUGCUUUCAGGAACAUGGCAACAACUGCUGCUGACGGCAACCUAAAACCAUACUUGAGAAAGAAUGGAGUGAAAUGCGAACAUAUCGGGAAAAACGGCUAUCAUAACCACAAGGAGAAAAAUGGCCAGGGGACCGGCGUUGCCUCCAGACGCCACAAGCAUGAGCCCUUUGAGCAGGCUCCCAUGUAUGUCGCUGUGCUAACAUACCUGGGCUUUGGCAUUGUCACCCUGUUUGGCUACCUCAGAGACUUCCUCAGAGCUGUGGGUUUGGAAAAGUGCAACAUUGCCCAGGAAAGAGAGAAACAGAAGGAUUUUGUCCCACUUUAUCAAGAUUUUGAGAACUUUUAUACUCGAAACCUGUACAUGAGGGUACGAGACAACUGGAACCGCCCCAUAUGCAGCCUACCAGGACCUGUCUUCGACCUGAUGGAAAGGGUAUCUGAUGACUACAACUGGACAUUCAGGUUUACCGGGAAGACAAUACACGAUGUUAUCAACAUGGGCUCGUACAACUACCUUGGCUUUGCUGAGAACAAUGCUGAUUUCCUGAAAACUGUGGCAGAUAAAGUGCGCCAGUAUGGGGUUGGGGUUUGCAGCACAAGACAGGAAAUAGGUAACCUGAGCAUCCAUGAAGAGCUGGAACAACUUGUGGCCAAUUUCCUUGGAGUCGAGUCCGCUAUGACUUAUGGGAUGGGUUUCGCCACCAACUCAAUGAAUAUUCCAGCACUUGUGGGCAAGGGUUGUUUGAUACUAAGCGAUGAGCUCAAUCACACUUCUCUCAUCUUGGGAGCCAGACUGUCAGGAGCAACCAUCCGAGUGUUCAAACACAACAACAUGCAGAGUCUGGAGAAGAUGCUAAAAGAAGCAGUUUGCUCAGGACAGCCUCGGACCCACAGACCCUGGAAAAAGAUUCUCAUCGUGGUGGAAGGCAUCUACAGCAUGGAGGGUUCAGUGGUGCGACUGCCUGAAGUCAUCGCUCUGAAGAAGAAAUACAAAGCGUACCUGUACCUGGAUGAAGCCCACAGCAUCGGAGCAGUGGGCCAAACAGGGAGGGGUGUGACCGAGCUGUUUAAUGUGAACACGGCUGAUGUGGACGUGAUGAUGGGGACUUUUACAAAGAGCUUCGGGGCAUCUGGAGGCUAUAUCGCAGGGAAAAAGGAGCUGGUGGACUACCUGCGGACACAUUCUCACAGUGCAGUAUACGCCACGGCCAUGUCCCCUCCUGCCACUGAGCAGAUAAUACGUGCCAUGAAGUGCAUCAUGGGAAAAGAUGGAAGCACAGAGGGAAUGAGACGGAUUCGCCAACUGGCAGAGAACGCCAAAUACUUCAGAUCCAGACUGAAGGAGAUGGGCUUCAUCAUCUACGGCAAUGAUGACUCACCUGUGGUUCCAGUGCUGCUCUACAUGCCAGCCAAAGUGGUGGCUUUUGCGCGAGAAAUGCUGGCGAGAAAAAUCGGCGUAGUUGUGGUCGGCUUUCCAGCAACGCCGAUCACAGAGGCCCGAGCUCGUUUCUGUGUAUCUGCUGCACACACCAGGGAUAUGCUGAACCGGGUGCUCGAUUGUAUGAAUGAGGUGGGAGAUCUUCUCUGCCUGAAGUUCUCGCGGCGGAAAUAUUCCCCUCAGCCCGACCUGUGCGAUGAGACAGACUUCGAGCUGGACAGCUGAUAUGACCUUUGACCCUUUGACUUCACAGUGUCUAAACUGAGCAAUCAUAAGCACACAGUGAAUUCAUCAGACAGCAGGAGAAGGGCCAAAUGUUUGGUAGCUGUUUGGGUUUUCUUUGUUUUUUAUGUGUGUUAAAUCAUAAUGUUGGACUAUGUAUUAGUUCUUUUUUAAAAGACAAAUCUUUUGAACUCUUGAAAUGCAGUUUCUUUAUGAAUAUAUGUAUAUGUGAAAUGAAUGCACGAGCAUCUUUUGGAUUGGUGUAAAUCUCAAGAUUCUUGAGUUAUUUAUUCGUGGAAGAAAAUCAUAUGUUGUUUUGUUCAUCUUAGAUGUUAACCUCCUCUGCACUGACAUCUGAGGGCAUUUUUUUUUUUUAAAGAUUAAAAGAGGGCUCACUUUUUUGCAGAUUUUUUCUAAUUACUUAUGUCUAUAUUUAGACGUUGACAAGUUUUUAUGGAAGCACUUUUUUGCUUCUCCUAAAUUAAUAUUUGAAGUUUUUUAGAGGUGCCCAUGGCAGUAAUAGUUAGAUACCUGUUUACUUAUACUUUAAGAAACUGACAGAUCUCCAAACUGCUGCUUCACUAAAUUUUGAGGAUUUUUUAUACCCAUUGUUCCCAAAUGCUGUGCACGAAUGCCUUCCAAAUAAUAAAUUCACCUUCCAGAUGGCA